CACAACCUCCAUUAAAGAUACAUCAUUUUUACACACAAAAAAAAAACACACACACACACACACACACCCGCACACAUCUUCGCAUUCAAGUCCAUUUCAGCUCAAAGCUGAUGAUUUUGCAGCAGUAUUGUUGUGUCUCAAUGCUCCAUUUUCGCAGAUUAUCAUCUCCACACAGACUCCUCUUACCUUUAACCCAUUUUUCACAAUCAUCAUCAUCAUCAUCAUCUUCUUCUUCUUCAAGAAAGGUAAGAUUGUGUUGGCUUAAUCAACCAUGCCGGAGUAGAAUUAGGUCAUUAGGGACCGCCACUGCGGUGGCCGAAUCUGCAGAUAAAAAUGGUACCGACACAUUCUUCGCCCAAGAAAGCAUUUCGUGGAAUUCGCUUGGAGUAUCGAAUCGGCUCUCCGAAGCUCUCUCUAAUAUGGGCCUCGACCGACCUUCUCUGGUUCAGGCUUCUUGUAUACCAUGUAUACUUUCAGGAAAUGAUGUAGUGGUUGCAGCAGAGACUGGUAGUGGCAAAACACAUGGUUACCUAAUUCCAUUAAUGGACAAGUUAUGUAUUACGCCUGAUAAUUCUGUGAAUUCUACUGCUGACCUUGAAUCAAACCUUCCUCAUCAGCUAUCUCUUGUUCUUUGCCCCAAUGUCAUGCUGUGCGAGCAAGUGGUUCGGAUGGCUAACUGUCUUUGUGGUGAUAAUGGUGAACCACUUCUUAGGGUUGCCGCUGUGUGUGGGCGACAGGGUUGGCCAGUUGAGGAACCAGAUAUAAUUGUAUCGACCCCGGCUGCUCUUUUGAAUUACCUAUAUGCAAUUGACCCGGAGAGGCGCCGUCGUUCUGAUUUUAUACGCGGUGUCAAAUACGUGGUGUUUGAUGAAGCAGACAUGUUGCUCUGUGGGAGCUUUCAGAAUCAAGUUAUCCGUCUCAUAAACAUGCUUCGUUUUGACGAGAAGCUGUUAUCACGGAUGAGAAGACCUGUAGUUGACAAGCCAGUGGACUCAUAUUCUGAUUCUCCUAUGGAUAUUGAAUCUGAAAAUGAUAAGGACCUGCAGACUGAGAUAGUCCCGGAAGAGGAUGAAGGUGAUGAGGGUUCCUCCGAUGACAUAACAGAAGGGAUUGAAGCUGACUCCACAAAGAAAAGAGAUUGGAAAAGGGUAAGAAAAAUAUAUGAGCGCAGUAAGCAGUACAUUUUUGUUGCAGCCACUCUUCCUGAAAACGGAAAGAAAACUGCUGGGGGAGUGUUGAAACGGAUGUUUCCAGAUGCCAGUUGGGUUAGUGGACAUUAUCUCCACCAUCACAAUCCAAGAUUGGAGCAGAGGUGGAUCGAGGUUACAGUUGAUACACAGGUGGAUGUUCUCAUAGAUUCUGUGAAACAAGGACUCAAAUCCAAAGCAUUUGGUCCUGAUUCUGGAUUCAGACGAACAAUGGUGUUUGCAAACACCGUUGAGGCUGUUGAAGCAGUGGCUAAGAUAUUGGUGGGAGCUGGGAUUGAAUGCUUGCGUUACCACAGUGAUACCUCUUUUGAAGAGCGUGCAAAGAACUUAAUUGAUUUCCAACAAAAAGGUGGUGUUCUUGUGUGCACUGAUGCUGCUGCACGUGGACUUGACGUUCCAAAUGUUUCACAUGUUAUUCAGGCAGAAUUUUCAAUGUCUGCCGUAGAUUUCUUGCAUAGGGUUGGGCGGACUGCUAGAGCAGGUCAGCCUGGACUUGUCACAAGCCUGUACAAUGAAUCCAACCGAUCUCUUGUUGCUGCUGUUCGUCAAGCAGGGACACUGGGACAGCCUGUGGAGAAAGCAUUUAGCAGGAAGAGAGGCUUCCGGAAUAAGCUUAAGAAAAGAGGUUCCAGCAAACUCAAUGACACAAUAUCUGUUGGGGAUGGAAUUCUAGCAUAAUUAUGAGGUGAGUUUGAGCGGGCUUGUAAAGUAAACCUGGCAUACAAACACUCAACUGGUAAGUGUUCCUCUUAGAAAUGUAAAUUUCAUAUAUUAAUUUUGUUAGCAGUAAAUCCUUAAAAGGCCGAUUGAGUAAGAAACAUUACAAACGACAAACACCUGGAGGCAUGUGGUGUGUGAACAAAGAAGCCCUAGAGGACAAUCUGUUGAACACCCCUCCCCUGCGUACAUUGUAUUAAUUUUGUUAUCGUAUUGAUCAUUAAAACAGGUCUCUCUCUCUCUCUC
This is a messenger RNA of Camellia sinensis, 2171 nucleotides long. Its product is annotated as DEA(D/H)-box RNA helicase family protein. The record is from RefSeq and is a predicted model, not a curated record. Gene Ontology annotation, molecular function: ATP binding; nucleic acid binding; RNA helicase activity. Lineage: Eukaryota; Viridiplantae; Streptophyta; Magnoliopsida; Ericales; Theaceae.